This is a messenger RNA of Onychomys torridus (southern grasshopper mouse), 5762 nucleotides long. RefSeq names its product EPH receptor A4 (gene Epha4). The record is from RefSeq and is a predicted model, not a curated record. Gene Ontology annotation, biological process: cell surface receptor protein tyrosine kinase signaling pathway; protein phosphorylation; axon guidance. Gene Ontology annotation, molecular function: protein binding; ATP binding; transmembrane-ephrin receptor activity. Bases 90 to 2477 code for a protein of 795 amino acids. The transcript is spliced from 15 exons. NCBI's taxonomy places the organism in Eukaryota, Metazoa, Chordata, Mammalia, Rodentia, Cricetidae. Gene Ontology annotation, cellular component: neuron projection; membrane.
GGCAAUGUCUUCAGACUGCUGCACUCCUAACUUAAGCAUUUAUUCCACUGGGAUAGAAGCGGCAGGAGCAGCGUUGGCACCGGCGAACCAUGGCUGGGAUUUUCUAUUUCAUCCUCUUUUCGUUUCUCUUUGGGAUUUGCGACGCUGUCACCGGUUCUAGGGUAUACCCCGCGAAUGAAGUUACUUUAUUGGAUUCCAGAUCUGUUCAGGGAGAGCUUGGGUGGAUAGCAAGCCCUCUGGAAGGAGGGUGGGAGGAAGUGAGCAUUAUGGAUGAAAAAAACACACCAAUCCGAACCUACCAGGUGUGCAACGUGAUGGAAGCCAGUCAGAACAACUGGCUGCGGACUGACUGGAUCACCCGAGAAGGGGCGCAGAGGGUGUAUAUUGAGAUUAAGUUCACCCUGAGAGACUGCAACAGUCUUCCGGGCGUCAUGGGGACUUGCAAGGAGACGUUUAACCUGUACUCCUACGAAUCUGACAACGACAAGGAGCGCUUCAUCAGAGAGAGCCAGUUUGGCAAGAUCGACACCAUCGCGGCCGAUGAGAGCUUCACGCAGGUGGACAUCGGCGACAGAAUCAUGAAGCUCAACACCGAGAUCCGGGAUGUGGGGCCCCUGAGCAAGAAGGGCUUCUACCUGGCCUUUCAGGAUGUGGGUGCUUGCAUCGCCCUGGUGUCUGUCCGUGUCUUCUACAAGAAGUGCCCACUCACUGUUCGAAAUCUAGCCCAGUUUCCAGACACCAUCACGGGGGCCGAUACCUCUUCGCUGGUGGAAGUUCGAGGCUCCUGUGUCAACAACUCCGAAGAGAAGGAUGUGCCAAAAAUGUACUGUGGGGCAGAUGGCGAAUGGCUGGUACCCAUUGGCAACUGCCUAUGCAAUGCUGGGCAUGAGGAGCAGAACGGUGAAUGCCAAGCUUGCAAAAUUGGAUAUUACAAAGCUCUCUCCACGGAUGCCACCUGUGCCAAGUGUCCACCCCACAGCUACUCCGUCUGGGAAGGAGCCACCUCGUGCACCUGUGACCGUGGCUUCUUCCGAGCUGACAACGACGCCGCCUCCAUGCCCUGCACCCGCCCACCAUCUGCUCCCCUCAACUUGAUUUCAAAUGUCAAUGAGACAUCGGUGAACUUGGAAUGGAGCAGUCCCCAGAACACAGGUGGCCGUCAGGAUAUUUCUUACAAUGUGGUCUGCAAGAAAUGUGGAGCGGGUGACCCCAGCAAGUGCCGGCCCUGUGGAAGUGGAGUUCACUACACGCCACAGCAGAAUGGCCUCAAGACGACCAGAGUCUCCAUCACCGACCUCCUAGCACACACCAAUUACACGUUUGAGAUCUGGGCAGUGAAUGGAGUGUCUAAAUAUAACCCUAGUCCGGACCAAUCAGUGUCUGUCACCGUGACAACCAACCAAGCAGCGCCAUCAUCCAUUGCCUUGGUCCAGGCUAAAGAAGUCACAAGAUACAGUGUGGCUCUGGCUUGGUUGGAACCAGAUCGACCAAAUGGAGUAAUCUUAGAGUAUGAAGUCAAGUAUUAUGAAAAGGACCAGAAUGAACGAAGCUAUCGCAUAGUGCGGACGGCUGCUAGGAAUACAGAUAUCAAAGGCCUGAACCCUCUGACUUCCUAUGUGUUCCAUGUGCGAGCCAGGACUGCCGCUGGCUAUGGAGACUUCAGCGAGCCCUUGGAGGUCACUACCAAUACAGUGCCUUCCCGGAUCAUUGGAGAUGGAGCCAACUCCACUGUCCUGCUGGUGUCCGUCUCUGGCAGUGUGGUGCUUGUGGUCAUUCUCAUUGCGGCUUUCGUCAUCAGUCGGAGACGGAGUAAGUACAGCAAAGCGAAACAAGAAGCAGAUGAAGAGAAGCAUUUGAAUCAAGGUGUUAGAACUUAUGUGGAUCCCUUUACCUACGAAGACCCCAACCAGGCAGUUCGAGAGUUUGCCAAAGAAAUCGAUGCAUCCUGCAUUAAAAUUGAAAAAGUCAUAGGAGUUGGUGAAUUUGGAGAAGUCUGCAGUGGGCGUCUCAAAGUGCCAGGCAAGAGAGAGAUCUGUGUGGCCAUCAAGACUCUGAAAGCUGGUUAUACUGACAAGCAGAGGCGGGACUUCCUGAGCGAGGCCAGCAUCAUGGGACAGUUUGACCACCCAAACAUAAUCCACCUGGAAGGCGUUGUCACCAAAUCACCUAUUUACAGUAACACCUGGUUUGACCCUUCCUUCUUUAGCCCAUUAGCGUUCACUGAGCUCAUGAACCACGCUUCAGUUGAAGUACGACACAGCUCAACAGAUGCGUUUUGGGAAGCAAACCCUGUGUACAUCGACGUCUUAAAAGCUUGUCAGUCAACAAGUGGCAAGUGUCAGGAUGGCGGCUGCUCCAGAGAUGACCUGGCGAGAAUUGGCAUCACCGCAAUCACACACCAGAAUAAGAUUUUAAACAGUGUCCAGGCAAUGAGAACACAAAUGCAGCAGAUCCAUGGCAGGAUGGUCCCUGUCUGAGCCAGUACUGAAUAGACUCCAAACUCUUGAAAUUAGUUUACCUCAUCCAUGCACUUUAAUUGAAGAACUGCACUUUUUUUACUUCGUCUUCGCCCUCUGAAAUUAAAGAAAGAAAAAAAAAAUAUCUGCAGCAUUGCUUGGUGUAUGAGAUUGCCGAAACCAUGGGGCUUACAUGAAUGACCUUGAUCAUCAAUCAGAUUUAAACCGGGAGCCAGUAAUUUCUCAGAAGUACUCUGUCCAUCGCUGGUGUGUAUAAAAUACAUGUACUUAUAUAGAUAAAACUCUGCCUCUGAGUUGCGAAGCUGUGUUUCCUGUCACAUGCUGGGGUUUUGAAGUCACUCCUCCCUCUGUUUGGAAUUGCAACCGAAGGAUUUUAUCUGUGGCAUCAACUAUGGUCGUCACUCCUUGCUGGAAUGAAGGAACGCCGCCGUGGCCCAGGAGCAUUGUUGAAGGUGUCUGCCAGGGCUUGGUUCAUACCACGGAAUAAAAUCCAGGUGGAAGCCACGUGACCAAUCUGUGCUGCCUCUUCAGUGCGCAGGACAGCUGGUGGAUUUCUAUGACAUAAGGGGCUAGGAAGAAAAUGAAAAUGGAUUUUUUUUUUUUAAAUGCACACUCCCAAGCCCUAUUACCCCGUGAGUGGACAAAUGAGGUCUCUUUGGGCCUGAGGCUGUGCCAUAUGAAGUCUUAUUUGGGAAUGCUACAAACUUAUCAUAACUACCUUGGCAAUCCUGAGUCAAGAAAUUUCACACUCUCCGUUUUGAAGAGGCAACUCCCAAGUUUACAAGGGAAUAGAUUCUGCUAUCUCAGCCUCACAGCCCUUCCUGUUGAUUACAAACCCCUUGGGGGAAAAAAAAAAAAAAAAACAGAACACACCCUCUUCAGUUCCUUCUGAACAUUUUUCUUUGGCUUCUCUUCUGCCAGUUUUGAGGCAAAGACACUUGAUGAAACACCUGUACCUGAAAAGCAGAAGAAAUGUUUCAAGUCCCCUUCACCCAGGAAAACAGCAACAGCAAGCUUUGGUAUCUGUUUGUUCUCCAGCCACACUGAGGAAUGUGUGGUCUCAAGGCACCAGCUCUGCAGAGCCCUUCCAAACUCCUUGUGGUUUUAUUUAUAUGUAUUUCCAUAUUUCAUUCCUGUACGUCACUGCUGCAUCCGUGUGGCAGCAAGUGACCACAUGUUACAGGUUUCACUAUGGACGCCAGGCCAGGCGCCACCAUGCAGAACAAAGCCAGUUCCGUAAGCUGCCUACGAUAUGCAUUGCUGAAGUAACAUUUUACCCAGGGUGUGCCAUUGCAGUGAUAUAAAUAUAUUUUUUUCCUAGACUAAAAUAUGACCUGAAUAUCUCUUUUGAUGUGUGUACAUAGGUGUGAGUGUGUGUGUGUGGGGGGGGGUGUAUGUAUGGAUGUGCGUGCGUGUGCGUGUAACCUCAUGCUUCGAACUGCCUGUGAAUGUUGUGGAAUGCUACGCCUGGAGAGUUCUGGUUUAUCACCAGUUCAAAGAUAAGAAGAGUCACGUGAUAUAUGGGGCCUGGAGACCAUGCCCAUCCCCUUGGGAAGACAGCUUGGAAACGCUACUCGGUCUGUAUCAGUAAGUGUAAGGUAACUGUCACACUUACCAUCAGAAGCCAUUCUAUGGCUUUGGACAGAUGUGUUUUCACCUCCAGGAUGGAAUGAUUGUUGGAUAUAAACCCACCCAAGGUUGACAGCCCGUCACCACAAUCACGGAUUCUGAUGGGACUGGUCUGACUCGCCAGGUCAACAGUGGAGAGAGAAGGGGAUGGAAUCUGUGGAGCGACCCCAGAUGGAGUACAAGUCGCCUUUGUUUCCCUGCAUAAAUGAACUUGAUGAAUGCAAACAAAUAUAUGCAAUUCAUAUACUUUUGGAGAUGAACUUAAAUAUGUGUGUCAGCCUUGAGAUGAUGUGUCUGGAGUAAUACUUUGUGUCCCAGUGUCACAGAAAAAUACAUACACGCCAGUGGCUCUUGAGGUUAAUGUAGUUGGGUUGAAAUGGCCUCUAGCAAUUCCAGGUUCCCCAAUUACAUAUGGAAAGUUCUCUGGUAAUUAAUAUUCAGCUAACUCCUUUUGCCCUCGAAAGUGCAUCUGUCUUCUAGGGUCCGAGUUCUGGUGUAUGAAGAUUCAGUAUUGACAGAAUACAUAUACCAAACUCCAGCCAGCAUACUGCCAUUACUCAACCUGAGUGGCUGCCUUGCUUAUUCUGAGCUAUGGUUGCAGAAACUGUGGCCAUUUAUAUAAGCUAUAACAUCAAAUCAGGGAAAAAUGAGGGAAAUAAAAAGAUUCUGAACCAUAUAUUGUUGAAUAAAUGGAGAAAAUCACCAAUAAAUAUUUAUUGCAUUCUGACAGGGUGUGUGGCAUUGUCUUCUCAACUAUGCCUGAGUGACAAAGUUAAUUCACCCCUUUUGGGGGGGACCUUAAUAUAUUUUUAAAGGGAUGUGCCUAUGCAUUGAUGCCUGAAAAAUAUGUGUUAAAAAAAAAUGAGGUUGAAUCUCCGAGUGGAUCAUCUUUCCCAGAGGUCAGGUGGGAGGAGGCCAACUUCCGGGUCUGUGUCCAGCCCAGGCACAAGCGCUUGCCUGGUGAGCUGGAAGGCUAAAUUCUAUUCAGAUCUACUCAGCAGCUUCAAGCUGCUCCCUGCACCAAAUCCAGUUGUCUCACCUGUUUGGCAAUCUUAUAAAUGAACUGUUCUGGUGUGUCUGAAAGAGCGGAAGAAAGGUUGUGUUCACAACACGGUUGAUGUGUGUGUUCUGAGACCUCUUGUCUUCAUCUGUGAAGGAUACGUGUAUUAAUCCAUACACUCCUAUAGCCUCAAUUAUUUGUCUGAAGACACAAAUUUUGACCAGUAAAAAAGUUCUAGAAGCAAUAUUUUCACUCCUUUUAGCAUUGUCCAAAUAACAUCGAGAAUUGAUAAAUGCUGAAGAGUGCAUUUAUUUUGUAUUACUCCAAGUCUGUUGGAAUAUGCAAGGACUGUGGUUAUAAUUAGAAUGUAUAAGGCAUAUUAUAAUUUAGUUCAUUCAUCCUGAAAAGGAAAUUAACCGAACAUCUCUUGGUUCAUACAUGUUCCAAAUUUUGAGCAAUCUUUUGAGUUAGCCAUAGAUUUUUCUAUUUUGUUUUCAUUUGUCAAGGCAUUUUUCCUCCCUUCAUGAACUUUAGGUACACAUAACUUAUGUCAUUUAUUUAUGGUCUUUUAUACCUAGUUUGUAAAGUUGUAAAAUAGCAAACUAAAUGCAAAAGAGUUUGCAUUUGAAAGUAAUAAAGUAGUUGCUGUAUACAAA